Molecule: messenger RNA, 4990 nt
Organism: Bactrocera tryoni
Lineage: Eukaryota; Metazoa; Arthropoda; Insecta; Diptera; Tephritidae
Gene: hppy
Product: mitogen-activated protein kinase kinase kinase kinase 5
Exons: 15
Coding region: 1077-4754 (1225 amino acids)
Biological process (GO): protein phosphorylation
Molecular function (GO): MAP kinase kinase kinase kinase activity; ATP binding
Source: RefSeq, a predicted model, not a curated record
CGUCUCAUUUGUUAAUAAUUCGUUUCGCUGUUUUCGUGGUCGUCAACUAUGCUGCGUCGCGUAUCGAGUGAAAAAUGUUCAAUUUCCAAAUAAUUUAUAAACAUAACAAGUAAAAAAUUAGAAAUACAGAAAAAUCAUUUUACUAGUGUGUUAGUGAAAAAGUGUUGUACAAAUGUAAAGAAAGUGUAAAAUGUAUUGGAGAUAAAAUACAAAAAAAUUAAAAUGACUGUGUGGCAGCAGUAGCAGCAGCAGUGGUGCCUGCGACAUCGCCCUGUUUUUUCAACCAUCUUCUCCGCUAUUGUCUGCUUAUUCAGACAGCGGCUGCUGCCUCGAAGUCUUGCAAUUCCGUAGUUCUGCCAUUCCUCUGAGGAUUUAGUGCGUCCAAAUAAUCCUAAAUGUGUGAAAGAUUCUCACUCGGGAGCAAUUACGCAAGCUCUUCCAAAUGAUAGGAGCGUCGGAUAUGUGAAAAGAUAUUAGCAGAAGUGUAGUGAAAUUUGCAAAAAAAACACCAUAUUCACAAAGUUAUUUGCAGAUCCAGUCGUACCAAACCAAUACUAAAGGCUGAUUAAGAGUUAUUUUGUGUUGUGCAAAUAUUUGACGCUGUGACGAUAUGGUGAUCUGCGACGAGUGACGAGCAGGUGGUGGCUACACAAGUAGCAGCCGCUACACAUAAGUUGUUCGUUUCCUGAUUAAACAAUCGUAUUCAAAAAGUGUUGAAAUGGCGUUUACUUGCUAUUAUGGUUUAUUAGAGAAUAUUGUUUUUGCUAUAGAGUAUUUCAGACAGUGACUAUAAUUUGUUUUUGAUAUUCAUUUCCUCACAGUGCUCAACUAUCACUUGGGUAACCGCAAGCUUCAAGUGACAAUAUUUGUAAAAAUUUAGUGAAAUAUCUUUAAUUUACCUAAAAAAUCAUAAAGUACAAUAAAAUAAAUUAAAGAUAUUUAAUAAUACGUCUAGUUCAAUUUAAUGAUAUUACAAAAAAAAAAAAUAAAAUAAAUAAAUUAUAUUGAGUGGUCAGACUGCUCCUCGGCUUUCGAGCUUUUAAGACAGAUACGUGAUUAUACUCAAAAGCAACAAUAUGGCACACGCCCACCAUAAUGCUGCUAAUCUGCUUAGUUCAGAUAUAUCACGACGCAAUCCACAGGAUGAAUACGAGCUCAUACAGAAGAUCGGUUCUGGCACAUACGGUGAUGUUUAUAAGGCGAAGCGCAUACAGAGCAAUGAAUUGGCCGCAAUCAAAGUCAUCAAACUCGAGCCCACCGACGACAUACAAAUCAUCCAGCAGGAGAUUAUUAUGAUGCGCGAUUGUCGGCACAAAAACAUCAUCACAUACUAUGGUUCGUACCUGCGGCGUGACAAGUUGUGGAUCUGCAUGGAGUACUGCGGUGGCGGUAGCCUGCAGGACAUCUACCAGGUGACGGGACCGCUAACCGAACAACAAAUCGCCUACAUGUGCCGUGAAACAUUGAAAGGACUCGAGUACCUGCAUACGAUGGGCAAGAUGCAUCGUGACAUCAAGGGCGCCAAUAUCCUGCUAACCGAACAGGGGGACGUCAAGUUGGCCGAUUUCGGAGUGUCCGCGCAGAUUACCGCCACGAUCAAUAAGCGGAAGAGCUUUAUCGGUACACCGUAUUGGAUGGCGCCGGAGGUGGCCGCCGUGGAGCGUAAAGGCGGCUACAAUCAAUUAUGUGAUAUAUGGGCGGUUGGCAUAACGGCAAUUGAACUUGCCGAACUCCAGCCGCCAAUGUUCGAUUUGCAUCCGAUGCGUGCGUUGUUCCUAAUGUCGAAAAGUGGUUUCAAACCGCCCACAUUGAGCAACAAGGAGAAGUGGAGCACCACAUUUCACAAUUUCGUGAAGACGGCGCUGACGAAGAAUCCAAAAAAACGUCCGACCGCCGAAUGCCUGCUGAAGCAUCCGUUCGUGCAGGGCGACAUGUCGGUUCGUGUGGCCAAGGAGUUGCUACAAAAGUUCUUGAGUCCCAAUCAGCAGUUCUACUACUAUUUGGAUGGGGAAGAGGAGACUGUCGCCAGCGUACCACAACGAAUAGCAAGCAAAAUGACAUCAAGGCCAAAUGGUAUUUCACCGCAAAAUCACACUUUGAAAACAGGCAUGACAACGAAUUCGCAGUGGAAUGAUCGCUCAUCUAGUCCCGAAACUUUGCCCAGCGACAUGAGCCUCUUACAGUAUAUUGAUGAGGAGCUAAAGCUAAGAGCCACCCUACCGUUAACCGAUACCAAAGAUCUGCUUAGCACCGAAUGCCACUGCGCGCACAAUGGUGGUAACGGUAACGGCAACGGCAACGGUAAUGGCAACGGCAAUGGCAAUGGCAAUGAAAACGGUGGCGUCAGCGGCGCCAACGAUGCCGCAGCGCCAACCGCGCCCGACGACAUCAGCAGCUCCAACGCAACCUCCGCGGCGCCAUCGACAGCUGCCACUGUGAAUGGUGGCGAUGCUGUCAGCUCGGUUACUAGCGCGAGCGGCUUGGGCCAUUCGAUGUCUGCCUAUUUGGGACUGAGUUUCGGCUUCUCUAACAUGCGCACAACGUCGGUUGACGCUGUGGUCAAUAACGCCAAUCAUGACAGCGAUGCGCGGCACCACCACCAACAGCAGCAACAGCAGCCACAUUAUCACCAUCAUCAUCAUCAUCAUUACAUGCACUACACCAACAACAGUAACAGUAAUAGCCACAGCAACGGCGGCGCCAGCAGCAGCGGCAGCAAUAUAAAUUCGCGCUCAACCAGCGCCACCGGCCUGUCGGCAUCCACGUCCAGCAACUCCUAUGGAACCGCAGUUGGGGCGCCAGCAAAGCUAAAUGGCCAAUCGCAGUACACGUCAUUGUCCUCGUCCUUGUACAAUCCACUGGACAAUUUGAGUUGCGAAAGCGGCGGCGGCGGCAUCGGCGGUGGUAUUGGAGGUGGUGGCUUUGGCUUUGGCUUAGGCGGCAGUGUUAGUGGUACUAAUGGUGGCGGGGGAAGUGGUGGUGUUGGUAUGUUAGGAAUUGAUAGGAGUAGCGGAGGUGGUAGUGUUGGUAGUGCUGGUGGUUUUGGUGGUGUUAGUGGUGGUGUCGGCGGUGGUGGCGCGUCCCCAUCACCAUCGUCAUCUUCGUCCGCGUUUGCUCGUGAUGUGCUUAUGCAUUCCUCUGCUUCCACGUCACAUUUAUUCACUAAUUUGCUGCGUAAUAAUGGCACCAAUUAUUUUAAUAGCAACACUUCGGUGACCGAUUCGGCAACAACAACUAGUGCAUCCGUAGCAACGUCGUCCAUAUCGGCCAUCCCUGCCGGCGCGGCGGCUCCGUUGUCGGGAGAGUGUACGCCCACAUCUGGGCAAGCGAUUGGCGGCAGCAGCAACGACAGCAAUUGUGAUUAUAGGCAUGAGAGUAAUCAGAACGGUCUGGAGGACUCACCACGCCGCCACAGCUCAAUGGAUCAGCUGAUUGGGCUGCUCAAUGACAUGGGCAAAUCGUCGAGAACACGCAGUCUCAGCGAUGGCGGCACACAAGACGACGAAGUGGAGAAAGAAGCGCAACCGGAUCUGCUCAAUAAUACGCCUCCCGUGCCUCCGAAACGCUCACAUCGUCGCCGCCAUACCCCGCCACGCCCCAUUUCCAAUGGUCUACCGCCCACGCCAAAGGUACAUAUGGGCGCAUGUUUUUCGAAAAUCUUCAACGGCUGUCCACUCCGCAUACACUGCACAGCCUCGUGGAUCCAUCCCGAAACGCGCGACCAGCAUCUACUCAUCGGCGCCGACGAGGGCAUCUUCAACCUAAACAUGAACGAGCUGCACGAUGCCGUCAUCGAUCAGCUGUUUCCGCGUCGCACCACCUGGCUGUAUGUGAUUAAGGACGUACUCAUGAGUCUAUCAGGCAAAUCUUGUCAAUUGUAUCGACACGAUCUGAUCGCGUUACAUUCCAAGCAGACGCACCGUUUCUCGCUGCACAUGAACAAAAUACCCGAAAGACUGGUCCCGCGCAAAUUCGCGCUCACCACAAAGGUGCCCGACACCAAGGGCUGCACCCAAUGCUGUGUAACAAGGAAUCCUUAUAACGGCUACAAGUACUUGUGCGGUGCCACGCCCAGUGGCAUAUUCCUCAUGCAAUGGUACGAUCCGCUGAACAAAUUCAUGCUGCUUAAGCAAUGCGAGUGGCCGGCAUCGAGCAUACUGGGUGGGGGACAUGGCUGUGUGCUAAACGGCCACACACCCGUCUUCGAGAUGAUCAUCACACCGGAGCUGGAAUAUCCAAUUGUCUGCACGGGCGUGCGAAAGGCACUCAACGGCUGCCUGAAGCUCGAGCUGAUCAAUAUGAAUAGCGCCAGCUGGUUCCAUUCAGACGAUCUGGACUUCGAUGCCACGGCCACAAUGGUGCCACGAAGAGAUCUGUUGAAAGUUGUGAAGGUGCAUCAGGUCGAAAAGGAUGCGAUACUGGUCUGCUAUGGCAACAUCAUACAAGUCGUCACGCUACAGGGUAAUCCAAAGCAACACAAGAAAUUGGUCUCGCAACUCAAUUUCGAUUUCAAUGUGGACAGCAUAGUUUGUCUACCCGAUAGCGUAUUAGCAUUCCACAAGCACGGCAUGCAGGGCAAGUCGUUGCGAAACGGCGAAAUUACGCAAGAAAUCAAGGACAUGAGUCGUACAUAUCGGCUGCUCGGCUGUGAUAAAGUCGUCGCUUUGGAGAGUCAAUUGCUGCGCACCGGUUCGCUGGGCAGCGAGGAGGGGCAUGAUCUUUACAUUCUAGCCGGCCAUGAGGCCAGUUAUUAAUUAACUAUAUAAUUACAAAAAUUAUAGUGUUAAAUGCAAUUAACUACAUAUGUGAAGCAAGUGAAACAAAAUAUUAUGUUUACUACAAAAAAACCGAAGCAAAAAUGCAAAGGGAAAACUGAACAAACUGACUUACGUUACGUAUGCAUACAUAAGCGAGUAUAAAUUUAAAUAAAAUGAGCAUAUGAAAUUAAGUGAAAUGAAUGUCGGAAAAAUGAAAAAAAAAUCUUACUAAA